AUGACAUCGGCAUCAGAAGUACCGCCGGAAUUGAGUCCAGUGUUCGCAUACAUCGACACCAAUGCCGACCAAUUGGUCGCCCGAUUGGCCGAAGCGGUGGCCAUAAAGAGUGUGUCAGCGCAGGCGGACACCAGACCCGACACAAUACGUGUGAUGCAGUGGUUCGCCGAUAAGCUCCGGGCGAGGGGUCUGUCGGUCGAGUUGGUCGACAUCGGCACUGAAUGCCGACCGGACGGCCAGACACUACCGCUGCCGCCCGUACUGUUGGCUUCGUUGGCCGCCACCGACCCGUCGGCGAAGACACUCCUGGUUUACGGCCAUUUGGAUGUACAGCCGGCCGAUAGGGCCGACGGCUGGCGCACCGACCCAUUCGUGUUGACCGAAGUGGACGGCCGUCUGUACGGGAGGGGCGCCACCGAUGAUAAGGGACCGGUCAUGGGUUGGCUCAACGCCAUCGACGCCUAUCAGCGCACAGACACCGCAAUACCCGUGAACUUGAAGUUUGUCGUCGAGGGUAUGGAAGAGACGGGUUCUGACGGUUUCGACGAACUCAUUGUCUCAUUGAAAGACACAUUUCUCGCAGACGUGGACUACGUUUGCAUUAGCGAUAACUAUUGGUUGGGAACCACUAAACCGUGUCUGACGUAUGGCCUGAGAGGUAUCGCCUGCUUCGGUGUUGAGGUCGAGUGCGCCCACAAAGACCUGCAUUCGGGCGCUUACGGCGGUUCGGUUCACGAGGCGAUGACUGAUCUCACGGCUCUGUUGUACCGUUUGGUCGACAGUAAGGGAAACAUUUUGAUACCCGGAGUGAUGGACGACGUGGCCGUACAGACGGCCGAAGAGUUGGCCGCAUACGAGACGAUCGACUUCGACAGCGAUGAGUAUCGCCGAGAGAUCGGAACCUCUCGGCUGUUGUACGAAAAGAAGGCCGACAUUCUGGCCCAUCGCGAUGAGUAUCGCCGAGAGAUCGGAACCUCUCGGCUGUUGUACGAGAAGAAGGCCGACAUUCUGGCCCAUCGGUGGCGCUAUCCCUCCCUAUUCAUACACGGCGUAGAGGGCGCCCACUCGGGCCCCGGCGUCAAGACUGUGAUCCCGGGCAAAGUGAGCGGCAAAUUCUCCAUACGUUUGGUCCCAAACCAAUGUCCGGACAAAAUCGCGGCUCAAGUGGUCGCGUAUUUGACCGCAGAGUUCGCGAAACUCGAUUCGCCGAACCGCUUGUCUGUCGUCAACCGACCGCCGAGUAAGCCGUGGGUCGCCGACACUCGCAACCAGAACUUCACGGCCGCUAAACUCGCCGUUCGAUCCGUGUUUGGCGCGGAUCCCGAUCUGACCCGAGAGGGCGGUUCAAUACCAGUGGCCCUAACCUUCGAAGAGGUGACCGGAAAGAGUGUCCUUCUGUUGCCAAUCGGCGGUUGUGAUGACUGCGCGCACUCACAGAACGAGAAGAUUGACCGCAAGAACUAUAUCUCAGGCACUAAAGUGUUGGCCGCAUAUAUCCAUCACUUGGCGAAUGUCUGAAUACAA
Messenger RNA from Medioppia subpectinata, 1524 nucleotides. Lineage: Eukaryota; Metazoa; Arthropoda; Arachnida; Sarcoptiformes; Oppiidae. The record is from the annotation of a GenBank genome assembly.